This is a messenger RNA of Gadus morhua (Atlantic cod), 4573 nucleotides long. RefSeq names its product BUB1 mitotic checkpoint serine/threonine kinase (gene bub1). The transcript has 23 exons. The record is from RefSeq and is a predicted model, not a curated record. Gene Ontology annotation, molecular function: protein kinase activity; ATP binding. NCBI's taxonomy places the organism in Eukaryota, Metazoa, Chordata, Actinopteri, Gadiformes, Gadidae. The coding region runs from base 149 to 4036 and encodes 1295 amino acids. Gene Ontology annotation, cellular component: nucleus. Gene Ontology annotation, biological process: meiotic sister chromatid cohesion, centromeric; mitotic spindle assembly checkpoint signaling; protein phosphorylation.
CAAAUGGAUGAAUAAACAGCUUGCGGAGCAACGUUCAUACCGAUCCUACCUAUACCAGUGACUACACAAGCUCCACAAUAAACAAUCGUUGAAACAAAACGGCACAUUUUACAUACAAUUCUCGAUGAUCUUUUAAAUCCGAAACAGAAUGGAUAUCUCGGAUCAGUUCCAGUUGUUUGAAAACGGUUUGAGCGAGUAUUCCGGAGAUGACCCUCUGGAAUUUUGGAUUUGGUUCUUCGAGUACCUGGUGAAUAAAGAGUCCUCCACAGCCAGAGACUUGUCCUUGUUUUUGGAACGUCUAGUCCGGAGCUUCCUGACUGCCGACCGAUAUGCUAACGACAUCCGAUAUGUCAAUCUCUGCAUCAAAUAUGCGAGUUACCACACAGAGCCCUUCUCUGUGUACGCCUCCGUCUACAGUGAGGGCGUGGGCAGGCGCUCGGCCCCUCUCUACGUGGCCUGGGCCAAGCAGUUUGAGCAGAGCGGGGCGCUGGAGCAGGCGCGGGCCGUGUACCUCAGGGCUGUGGAGAACCAGGCCCAGCCGGCGGAAACUGUCCUGGAGGAGUACAGCCAGUUUCAAAUGAGGACAUCCAAAUCCCAGAUAGCGCAGCCCGCAACUGGUCGCCUCCCUCUGCAAACCUCCCAGCUGGUCAACCAGAUACCCCCCCACAAGGAGGCUGCAGCGUGCCGGGAGGACCCAGACGACUGUGCUGACCUUUUGCCGCCAGAAAAAAACAUGAAAAUCUACAUCUCCCGCUCUGACAACUUGGGGGUCCGGGCGCCAGGCGAGGGCCCCCCGACGGUCUCCAUGUACCAUAAGCAUUCCCUGGAGCUGAAGGGGUCGGAGCUGUGCUUUGAGGAGGUGCGCGCCGCCCGCUACUUCCGGAAGAUCAGACGAGACCAGGAGCACAGAGAGUUUGAGGAGCAGAAACGGCUGGCCCAGGAGAAGGAGGACAACAUCGUGAAGCUGCAGCGUUCCCUGGAUCUACUCAACCAGCAGCUGGUGGACCCCGGAGCCCGCCGCUUGGCCUCGCCACAGGCCACAGGCCACACCCUCGCUCCCUCUACCGCCGAGCGCCCGACCAAGUGGAGUGUGUUCAGCGACGAAGGCGCCGCUGCCUCCACCUCCACCCAGCCACAGCACCGCCCCCCCCACCCGGCGGCCCCCAGGGUCAGUCUGGAGCUGUCCCGGCGGCCCCCGGCCACACUACCGGAGGGAGGCGUGCGCUCUUACGACGAACACCGGCCCGCCCCGCACCCAGCGCUGAAGCAGAGCUGGCUGGAUUCGGGGGGUCCCCGAGUGGAAGCCCGACCGGGUCUCCCCUGCGUUACCCCGACGUCCGCCCGGAGCUUCCUCUACGGUUCCCGCCAGGCUGAGGGUGGGGCCCGAGGCCGUAGCCCCCGGGACCCCCAGGCGACCAGCGGCCAGCGACAGCACGGCGUCCAAGAACGAGAGUUCCACGUAGAGCAGCCAGCAGACGCUGAGCCCAGACUGGACAUAUCCCAGGGGGCCACUGCUAGCUUCUCCCACAUCACCCCUAACACCUCUCUGGGCCUGGUGUCCGCCACGCCCUCCAGGGCCCUCCCGUCCCCCACGGUCAACACGCGCGAGGCACUGGAUGCCAUCAUGAACAUGUUCCAGGCACCCACCCUCCUUGAGGAUCCCUUCCCAAACACGUCGCUGGGCAACUCUGCCAACAGGAGUCCUGAGGCCGUUUUCAUGAGAAAGGGCGCCUCCUCAUUGGCCGAACCGGCCCCAUCCACCGCCCCCCCGUUCACCAUCUACCAGGACCACGGCGACCAGGAGAAUCCCCGGGCGACCGCUGUGUGUGGCGCGGAGAAACCCAGAGCAGCCCGGGCGCUGGCUGGAAUCCCCGUGCCCUCGUCAGACCGGCCUUCUGACGGCACAUCGGAGCUGACCCCGGACGAGAGCACCAUGUGGGGGGUGCACUACAACUCCCUCAACUCCCUGGCCGCCUGCCCCAACAGCACCAGGGACUUUGCUCCGUCGGCCCAGGGAGCCUCCACGCCCUUCCCCGCCAAGGCCCACUUCUUUGUGGACUCCUUCCAGGACCAAGAGAACGAGGGAGAGAGGCAGAGGGCUUUGGACGAUGAGGGAAAUGUUUACACGCGACCAAAGAAGCUCAGCCCCAUCAUCGAGACGAGUCCCUCCGACGAGACGUUCGUGGACAAGUCCGGGGGCCCCGCACGGAAGCGGGGCCCAGCGCAGCACGGUACCGUCAUGGGCGAGGCGCUCUCCCUGGGUUCCCACAGCGGCCUGGCCAACUCCUGCACCACAGUGGUCCUCCCGCCCCCCGCGGCCCUCUCCUUCAGGGACCACACGCUGCUCCAGUCGGCCAGGAGCCCACCAAGGGCCCCGGGGACGACGACGACGACGACAACACCAGCACCAGCAGCUGCCUGGAGCAUCUUCACCAGCCCAGAGCCGAGAGAGAGCCCAGAGCCGUCCACUGGGACGACGACAACAACAACAACAACAACAACAACAGCAGCCGCCUGGAGCAUCUUCACCAGCCCAGAGCCGCCGGCCAAACCAACCCUCGCCCUCCAUCACUCCCUGGAACCUGAGGCCCAGGACGAAGGAACCAGUAGCCAAUCCACGGCCACCAUCGGGUCGGGGUCGCCCCCCAGUCAGGAACCCGUGUUGGACGUCCCCAUGAGCCCGGAGUGCGGCCUAAAACCUGAUUGUCUGAUGCUCUGCAGCCCAGAGGCGAUCACUGUGCCCGACCUGGAUGCCUUCAUAAGCCCCCCGAGAACCCCAGGACCGGCCUUGGCCCGGCGGGGAGACAAUGACGUUUCCAUGUCGCCGGAGGCACCGACAGGGUUGUUCACCGACGCGUGCAUGAGCCCGGUGGUACGGCGCCUCGCCCCGAGCCAGGCGGAGGACGAGCCCAUGAGCCCUGACAGGGGGGGCUACGGCUGCACCGACGUGCCCAUGAGCCCCGUGGGUCCCGGCCCCGCGGCGGGCGGUCGCCGGGUGACGGACCCCUGGGACUCGGAGCUGAUCGCCGAGCUCCUCUCAAGACUGAGCCCCCCCCUCGGCUCCCACCCACACUGCAUCUCCUGGCAGUGCAACGUCCCCAGCUUCACCCCCAGGACCACCAUCACCAUGGGUAACGCGUCGCUGCGUGUGGACUGCCUGCUGGGAGAGGGGGCCUUCGCUAAGGUCUACCAGGCCACCGACCCCAUGACCUCGGAGAAGAUUGUGGUCAAGGUCCAGAAGCCGGGCAAUGCGUGGGAGUUCUACAUGAACACCCAGCUGGACGCGAGGCUGCCCCCUGCUGUCAGACACCUGUACAGCAACGUCCAGUCCGCCCACCUCUUCCACAACGGGAGCAUACUGUUGGCGGAGCUGCACCGCUGUGGCACGCUGCUGAACGCCGUCAACCAGUACAAGAAGCUGAGUAACAAGGUGAUGCCCCAGCCGCUGGUCAUGUACUUCACCACCUGCCUGCUGCACAUGGUGGAGCAGCUUCACCGCGUGCACCUGGUGCACGCCGACAUCAAGCCGGACAACUUCCUGUUGGGAGAGAGGUUCCUGGAGAGCCAGUGUCUGGACCCCGAGGAGAUGGAGCACGGCAUGGUGCUGGUGGACCUGGGCCAGAGUAUCGACAUGGAGCUCUUCCCCGAGGGCACCCAGUUCACCGCCAGGUGCCGGACCUCCGGGUUCCAGUGCACCGAGAUGCUCAGUGGAAGACCCUGGUCCUACCAGACGGAUUACUUUGGGAUUGCGGGCACGGUGUACUGCAUGCUGUUCGGGACGUACAUGCAGGUGAAGCAGGAGAACGGAGUGUGGAAGACCAACGCUGUGUUCAGAAGGAACCCCCACAGCGAGCUGUGGCUGGAGCUGUUCCACACGCUGCUCAACAUCCCGGCCGGCGGCGCUCUGCCCUGCCUGCGCUCGCUGCGCUGCCGGCUGGCGGUCACGCUUCGGGAGACGUACGGCAGCAAGGUGCUCAGCCUGAAGAACCGCCUGCUGGUGCUGCUGCUGGAGGACAUGCGCGCCGCCCGGCGGUGAGGAGAGAGGAGCAGCGACGAGCCACACCAAGAGCCACCUGGAAUUAACCACUUUUUUUGUAUAUUUCUUAAUCUCCUGUACAGAUAAGUGUGGCAUCUCGGUAUUUAAUGUUUCUCUAAUGUGACCAGAGUGAACCCGCCUUUAUUUGUAUACGAAGGUAACAGUUGCCGUGGUUUAGAUGGCCAUAGUCUGUUUUUCCUUGUUUGUAUUUUUUACACACAAAUCUGAAUUUGCAUAUAAAAAAACGUGACUCGUUUACUUGCAUGUCCUUGUGUAUUACUUUCAUCCUUUGCUGUGAUUAAUUGUAUAUUUUAGUUCUUUUUCUUUUAAUGUAUUUGACCAAAUUACCAAAUGUCGUUUUAAUUUUGAGUGGUUACCCAAAAAUUGUUGUCUUAGCUAUAGAAAACAACCUUUGUAUUUUGUGUGGUGAAAAAAUAUAAACCACCGUUUGACUGCUGAUGUGGUGGACGGUUAUUUCAGUUGGCCCCAUCAGUGAAAUGCUUUAUUUUCAUUAAAACAAACCUCCGAAUGCCUCAA